This is a messenger RNA of Batrachochytrium dendrobatidis JAM81, 342 nucleotides long. RefSeq lists its product as uncharacterized. Bases 1 to 342 code for a protein of 113 amino acids. The record is from RefSeq and is a predicted model, not a curated record. The transcript has 3 exons. Lineage: Eukaryota; Fungi; Chytridiomycota; Chytridiomycetes; Rhizophydiales.
AUGUACAUUCUGAUUCAAGACAUUCAAUCCACAUCUGAAAUCAGAGUCAAUUGGCCAGCUACUUGCACGGAAAUCAUGGUAAAGAUUCAGGCAAGAUGCUCAGGAGUAGCUGUUCCCAACCAUUCCGAUGGUUUACAUGCACAAGCUCACUUUGUGAGGUUUUCUGUCGGUAUGACACAUUUGGACUAUUUGUUGGAACGUGUUUAUUUGGGAGUCAUACCCGAAUCGACAAUAGGCUCAAUCACACUGAUUGCAAUCCUCAUCUCACUAGUCAUAGGAUCAUUUGCAAAAGCUCUAUCCUUGUUGCAGCGAUCGACAUCACCAAACCUCAAGACUGAAUAA